GUCAGAGCUUCACACAGUCCGACCUUAAAAGCCAUUGCUUCCGUUGCUACGAGGGCCAAGGGAAUGAUCGAAUUCGACCCUACAUCGCUCCAGCACCUCCUUUGCCCAUCUUCUGCAAUCUCACCUUCCUCCAGAAAACUACCACACACACAACCAAGUGAGUGUAUUCCAGGUUGCGUUGCGGGUGCAGUUAGGUUAUUGAAGAUGAGCCGAUUUGAUGGCCGAUAUGGCGAUCCUUCGUCGUUUCGCGACAGGAAGAGUGACUUUGGAGGAGGUGGAGGAGGAUACGGUGGGGGAGGAGGUUAUGGCGGUGGUGGCAAAGGGGGCGGUGGAUACGGUGGACGAGGAGGAGGCGGGCGAGGAGGUUAUGGUGGGAGCAGCAAGCGUGAUUUGGACGACAUAGCGUUGCCAGCGCAGGAGUUCGAAAACCUAAUUCCAUUCGAGAAGAAUUUCUACGUGGAGCAUCCGGCCGUGUCUGCUUUGACCGAGGAGGAGGUUGCAGCUUACAGGCGAAAGCGAGAAAUAACUGUGGAAGGUCGGACCGUUCCUAAGCCCGUCCGCACGUUCGAGGAGGCGUCAUUUCCAGAUUAUGUGCUGCAUGAGGUGCUGAAGGCAGGGUUCACGGAGCCAACAGCUAUUCAAGCGCAAGGCUGGCCCAUGGCUUUGAAGGGGCGCGACUUGAUCGGGCUGGCAGAAACCGGGUCCGGAAAAACACUGGCAUAUCUGCUGCCGGCUAUUGUGCAUGUGAAUGCUCAACCGUAUCUGGCUCCUGGAGAUGGGCCGAUCGUGCUGGUGUUGGCCCCUACUCGUGAGUUGGCGGUGCAGAUUCAGCAAGAGUCGACGAAAUUUGGGGCGUCUUCGAAGAUCAAGAACACGUGCAUAUACGGAGGUGCCCCGAAAGGGCCACAGAUCCGCGACCUGCAGAAAGGGGUUGAGGUUGUGAUUGCAACACCGGGUCGUUUGAUUGACAUGCUGGAAGGUCGACACACGAAUUUGCGGAGAGUGACGUACUUGGUGUUGGACGAGGCCGAUCGAAUGCUGGACAUGGGGUUUGAACCGCAGAUUCGGAAGAUUGUAUCGCAGAUUCGACCAGAUCGUCAGACGCUGUAUUGGAGUGCGACAUGGCCGAAGGAAGUAGAGUUCCUUGCGAGGCAGUUUUUGAACGAUCCGUACAAGGUGACGAUUGGUUCGUCGGAUCUGAAAGCCAACCAUGCGAUAGACCAAGUUGUGGAGGUGGUGUCGGAACACGAAAAGUAUCCCAAGUUGAUCAAGCUGUUGGAAGAGAUAAUGGAUGGAAGCAGGUUGCUGGUAUUCAUGGAGACGAAACGCGGGUGCGAUCAGGUGACGCGGCAGCUGAGAAUGGACGGUUGGCCUGCGCUGUCGAUCCAUGGCGACAAGUCCCAGGCAGAGAGGGACUGGGUUUUGUCGGAGUUCAAAGCUGGGAAGAGUCCUAUCAUGACGGCCACUGAUGUCGCUGCGCGUGGUUUGGAUGUGAAGGAUAUCAAGUGCGUGAUCAACUACGACUUUCCGGGUUCGUGUGAAGACUACGUGCACCGGAUUGGUCGCACAGGACGUGCUGGUGCGAAGGGAGCUGCGUACACGUUCUUCACUGCAGCGAACGCGAAGCACGCGAAGGAGCUGGUGUCAAUACUUGUGGAGGCGGGUCAACCAGUGAGUUCUCAGUUGCAAGCAAUGGUGGGCAGCAGUCGGGGCGGAGGCGGUGGAGGAUUUCAUCGUGGAAGGGGUUUCGGUGGGCGAGGAUUUGGCGUUCAGCAGUCAGGUUCCAACACUAUACCCCUGGGCGGUCAAAGAUGGGGUCGGUAAGGCUGCGAGGCUGCGAGGGUGCGAGUUUGAAGAGGGUGCAUAGCGAAGCAGCGGAUGGCAGUAGCGAAGCGAAGGAGUAAGGUGUUUGAGUCGUAGCGUGGGUUGGACAUGUGAUCCAUUGAGUGCGGUGUACCGGCGGUUGGACGAGGUGGGCGUGACGGGCAGUGAGCAGGGUCGGCAGGAGCGAGUGGUGGCGGUGUGUGAGGACGAGCAGUUGUGCGGUGGAGCAAUCGGUGGUAAAAGUGAGAGCGGGGGUGGGUUGCAGAGAAAGCUGCGGGUGUCGUGGAGUAAGAGCGCGAAGCCAAAGAGUGGAAGUGGUGGGAUCGGGUUGGAGGGCGACACAGGAUCAGUGUGAUUAUAUGGAGUAGUGAGGGUGGACAGAGAGUUUUGCCGAGUUCCUGGGGCCUCGGGUUAGUCGCGUGGUUUUUAUGGUAAUGGAGGCCGAUGAACACAGGGUUGGCAGGGUUUGGAAAGUUGGUGGUAAGACUGCCAUAGGAAGGGAGUGGGAGUGCAUAGUACGGUACGAUGCCUGUAUGAAGGGCGUUGGGCCUUCGCUGGACUGACUGUAGAGUUCCCUUUGGAGGAAUUGUAUAUCAAGGUUGUGAUGGAGGAUGUGCAUA
Physcomitrium patens is the source of this 2444-nucleotide messenger RNA. Its product is annotated as DEAD-box ATP-dependent RNA helicase 20. The record is from RefSeq and is a predicted model, not a curated record. Gene Ontology annotation, molecular function: RNA helicase activity; nucleic acid binding; ATP binding. Lineage: Eukaryota; Viridiplantae; Streptophyta; Bryopsida; Funariales; Funariaceae.